AUGGCCCACGAUGAACGGAACGGCGUCGGCGAGCUACCAUCAAAGAAAUGCACCAGCGCGCCGUGGAAGGCCACCCAAUCACACAAGCCGAGGCGUCGCAGCUCGCAGCAGCGGAAACGGACAUUACCGGCUUCGGGCCAAUUAAGGGGGGGGCCGGCAGCCAUAGCUCAGAGCGAGCAUGACAGACAACAUAAUUUCAUCUCCAAGGCGAGUGAGAUUGCACGCAAACCCGUAAACCAAAUAACUAAAGAGGAUGCAGCGCAGGCACGGGCCUUUGGAAAACCUCCGGGAAAGGGUUCGACGGCAGCUGGUGUACAGUCCCUUGCUGAUCAGAAUGCGAAAUCGAAGGAAGCCUGA
Messenger RNA from Daldinia loculata, 357 nucleotides. RefSeq lists its product as uncharacterized. NCBI's taxonomy places the organism in Eukaryota, Fungi, Ascomycota, Sordariomycetes, Xylariales, Hypoxylaceae. The transcript has 3 exons. The record is from RefSeq and is a predicted model, not a curated record. Bases 1 to 357 code for a protein of 118 amino acids.